Molecule: messenger RNA, 696 nt
Organism: Iphiclides podalirius (scarce swallowtail)
Lineage: Eukaryota; Metazoa; Arthropoda; Insecta; Lepidoptera; Papilionidae
Source: the annotation of a GenBank genome assembly
AUGUCCGACAGCUCCGACAUAGAGAUACAGACCACGCUGCCGAAGAAGCAAACGAAGAAGAUGCCGAAGUCGCCCUCCGACGAAGUACUGAAGGCCAACGAGGAACCGAGGAAGCCCAGCACCAAGGUGAUGGUCCACCAAGCGCUGGCCGACUUGAGGAGCAGGAAAGGCACCUCCAUGUACGCAAUCAAGAAGUACAUCCAAGAGAGGUUCGGCGUGGACGUCGAGAAGAUUAACUACAUAAUAAAGAAGCUUAUCAAAGCAGAGGUCGAGGCAGGUACGAUCAUCCAAACGAAGGGUGUCGGCGCUUCAGGCUCCUUCAAACUCGCCGUGGGGAAGGAGAAGGUCGAACAGAAGAAAGCUAUGGCCAAGAAGCUCGCGGAGAAGGUCAAGGCGAAUGAAGAGAAACCGAAGAAGACCAAGGAGACGCAAUCUAAGCCUAAAACUAAGAGCCUCGAGAAGAAGGUCGCGAGCGGCAAGGCCAAAUCGAAAGUGAAGGGACGGGAGGAGAACAUGAAAGAGAAAACUAAAGAGAAAACGAAAGAGAAGACAAAAGAUAGAAAGAAACAAAAAGACCCGAAUGCGAAGAAAGCGAGAGCGAUGCAAACUCCCGCGAAGAAAAGGGCCGCACUUCUUAAAAGAAAGAGCAUCGGCUCGAUCAUAAAGCCACCGAAAAUGCGGCCAAAAGCUAAGGGC